GCUCCUCUGAGGACACACCACCCAGGACAAGGAGGAAUCAUGUCGACCGUGAUGUCUCAGCCACUUCCUAAGGAGGAUGAGGAGGACGAAGAGGAGGAGCAGGGGGAAGAGUUUGUGUUCGACGACAGCUCGGACGAGGAGAAACAGGAGGAGGACAGUAAAGGGAACAGCUUGGACUGUGUCAGUUCCGUCCAGGUGUCAAAGAAGGAGGAGGACAGUGGGACAUCAGGAAACGUAUCACAGACAAUAACAGACAAUUCUAAACUCCCUGAAACGUUGCCUCCUGCUGGACAGGAGGGCAUCUCCACCGAGGUCAAGGCGUCAAUUUCUCCUGCAGCAGAUGCUCCGGUUAGUGAGUCACCCAGCCGGUAAGUUGCCUCUGAUUCCUCUCUUCAUUGUGGGGG
Messenger RNA from Limanda limanda (common dab), 404 nucleotides. RefSeq names its product ribosome biogenesis protein BOP1 homolog. Bases 40 to 372 code for a protein of 110 amino acids. The transcript is spliced from 3 exons. The record is from RefSeq and is a predicted model, not a curated record. NCBI's taxonomy places the organism in Eukaryota, Metazoa, Chordata, Actinopteri, Pleuronectiformes, Pleuronectidae.